AUGCCUGUGGCGAUUGGCGAUGAGGCGUCGUAUUCGCCACUGGCCAUUGUCGUGGCAUCAACUGCACCCGUUCUCCUGGCUGGACCGUCUCCAGCGGUAGCUGUAGCGGGGACAACAGACAUGGCUCGUUAUGCGGCGCCUGUUCCUCCUCCUGCUGUGGUUUCAUCGCCUGCGCCUACUGCUCAAGUAGCGGCGUCUGUCAUUCCGCCUCCGUCUGUGCCCGUUGUGACGCCACCUCCUGCUGUGCCGGCGAUCCCAUCGCCUGCGUCUGCUGCCGCGUCUGCUCCAGCAUCUGCCCUUGUGUCUGCUCCUCCACCCACUGCGGCAUCCGUUCGUGCAUCUGCUGCUGUGUCUGCUCACGCGCCUGUUGUAUCGUCAGCUCCCACGUCGGCUCCAGUGUCUACCACUGCGCUUGUUGCGGCCCCUGGUCCUGCACCUCCUCUUGCGCGUGCUGAGGCGCCACCCCCGGCACUCGUUGGGGUGUCCGUACCUGUGGCCCCGGCGGCGGGCCUGCCUGUGCCUGCCGUGGUGUCGUCUGACCCAACAGGUGUGAAACAUGUUCACGCGUCCGCCGUGCCACGACAAACUGCGCUCGCUGUGUCGCCUUCUGCUGCUGACCCGUCUUACAUGCCGCUUCUAGCCACCAGCGCCGACCAGAGCCCGGCGAGUGCAGCGCACGAAGGGCAUCUGGAGAACUUGCUGAGGUGGGCAGAGAGGCAUGUGAAGGCGCAUGUGAAGGGACAUGUGAAGGGCCAUGUGAUGGUCCAUGUGAAGGGACAUGUGCAGGGGCAUGUGAAAGGGCAUGUGAAGAGGCACGUGAAGGGGCAUGUGAAGGGGCAUGUGAAGGGUCAUGUGAAGGGGCAUGUGAAGGGGCAUGUGAAGAGACAUGUGAAGGUGCAUGUGAAGGGUUAUGUGAAGGGGCAUGUGAAGGUGCAUAUGAAGGGUCAUGUGAAGGGACAUGUGAAGGUGCAUGUGAAGGGUCAUGUGAAGGGGCAUGUGAAGGUGCAUGUGAAGGUGCAUGUGAAGCAUCUUCUUCUUCAGUAG
This is a messenger RNA of Closterium sp. Yama58-4, 1044 nucleotides long. Lineage: Eukaryota; Viridiplantae; Streptophyta; Zygnematophyceae; Desmidiales; Closteriaceae. The record is from the annotation of a GenBank genome assembly.